UUGCAGGAUAAAGGACAAGUUACUUUUGAAGAUAAAUGGCCUGCUAUGCGCCCUAUAGUUCUGAAGCUACUAAAGCAGGAAACAGUAACGCAAACAGAAUGGCAAGAUCUUUUCGGCUCUGUCCAUUCUGUCUGUUUGUGGGAUGAGAGAGGUCCAUACAAACUAAGAGAUGCGCUUCAGCAAGAUAUUAUGAUGUAUAUAAAACAGGCUCAGAACCGCGUACUAGCACAACGCGAAGAUCAAGCGCUCCUUAAAGCUUACAUAGCUGAAUGGGGCAAGUUCUUUACACAGUGCAACUAUUUACCGACGCCUUUCCGACAAUUGGAAAAUUCUAUCAACAAUGUAAGUAAGGUGUCUAGUUCCAACACUUCUAGCACUCAGAAAAAGAAUAACAAUAAUAACAUAGAAGAUAGUUUGGUGAGAAAGCUAAUGUUAGACUCAUGGAAUCAAAGCAUCUUUAUGGAUAUCAAACAGAGGCUACAAGACUCUGCAAUGAAGCUGGUUCAAGCUGAAAGAAAUGGUGAAUCUUUUGAUUCACAGCUGGUAAUUGGUGUAAGGGAGUCAUAUGUUAAUUUGUGUUCAAACUCAGUGGAUAAACUUCAAAUAUACAGAGAGAAUUUUGAAGCUGCAUACAUGCAAGCCACUGAAGAAUUUUAUAAACUAAAAGCCAGUGAACAAUUAUUAGCAAAUGGAGUUCAGUCUUACAUGAAAUAUGCUGAUCAACGCUUGAAAGAAGAGGAAGCUAGAGCUCAUAGGUACCUGGAGCCAGGCAGUGGUAGUGUUGCAGCACUCACACAAUGUUGUGAGAAAGUUUUGAUUGGAGAGCACCUGCCCACAUUGCUUGCCGAGAGUGCACCAUUGAUUAAAGCUGGUGAAACUGAGAAGUUGCAACUUAUGUUCCGUCUUCUUGAUAGAGUUCCUGAAGGAGUUACACCAAUAUUGAGAGAUCUUGAAGCACAUAUAGUUUCUGCCGGCUUGGCAGAUAUGGUAGCCUCUGCUGAUAUCAUCACUUCUGACUCAGAAAAGUAUGUGGAACGUUUAUUAGAUCUAUUCAAACGUUUCAGCUCAUUGGCUAAAGAUGCAUUUUUGGAUGACCCAAGGUUUUUGACAGCUAGAGAUAAGGCUUACAAAUGUGUUGUUAAUGACACUACAGUGUUUAAGUUGGAAUUACCUUCAUCAGCUUUAAUUCGCGGUAGUAAAGGCACUGCACCUGAGAGUAAAUGUCCUGAGCUUCUUGCUAACUAUUGCGACAUGUUGUUACGAAAGACUCCACUAAGUAAACGAUUAACAAGUGAGCAGAUAGAGUCAAGGUUACGAGAUGUAUUGUUAGUCUUAAAAUAUAUAGAAAAUAAGGAUGUCUUUAUGAGAUAUCACAAGGCACAUCUAACUAGAAGAUUAAUCUUAGAUUCAAGUGCAGAUUCUGAAAAAGAAGAAGAUAUGGUAGAGUGGCUUAGGGAGGUGGGUAUGCCUGCCGACUAUGUCAACAAACUGGCUCGUAUGUUCCAAGAUAUUAAGGUUAGUGAAGACCUUAACACUCAGUUUAGGACUGAUACUACACGGCAUGAUGCUAUCAACAUAAAGAUAUUAAAUGCUGGGGCUUGGGCCCGUGGCUCAGAACGAGUCACUGUCAGCCUUCCAUUAGAGUUAGAAGACUACAUCCCUGAAGUUGAAGAGUUUUAUAAGAAGAAGCAUUCAGGUCGCAAAUUGCAGUGGUAUCAUCAUAUGAGCAAUGGAACAAUAACAUUUGCCAAUUCUGUUGGUAGAUUUGAUUUGGAUGUUACAACAUUUCAAAUGGCGGUCUUAUUUGCAUGGAAUCAGAGACCGAUGGAAAAGAUUAGUUAUGAGAACUUGAGACUUGCAACAGAGCUACCUGAUCCUGAACUUAGGAGAACUCUAUGGUCCCUUGUAGCUUUUCCAAAACUGAAACGGCAGCUGUUGUGCCAUGAACCAGUGGUCCAGAACCCUAAAGAUUUUACUGAGAAUACUACAUUCUGGGUAAAUCAAGAGUUUGCUCUUGUUAAAAAUGGUAAACCUCAACGCAGGGGAAAAAUUAACUUGAUUGGUAGACUCCAAUUGAGCACUGAAAGAUCUCAAAUAGAGGAUAAUCAUUCCAUUGUUCAGCUUCGAAUAUUAAGGACACAAGAAGCCAUUAUAAAGAUAUUGAAGAUGAGGAAACGGAUCACAAAUACUGCUCUUCAGAGUGAACUGGUAGAGAUAUUGAAAAACAUGUUCCUGCCUUCUAAGAAGAUGAUAAAAGAGCAGUUGGAGUGGCUCAUCGAACAUAAAUACAUGCGGCGAGAUGAUGAAGAUAUCAACACUUUUAUAUAUAUGGCCUAA
This is a messenger RNA of Spodoptera littoralis (African cotton leafworm), 2337 nucleotides long. Lineage: Eukaryota; Metazoa; Arthropoda; Insecta; Lepidoptera; Noctuidae. The record is from the annotation of a GenBank genome assembly.